AUGAUGCCGCCGCCUCCUCCCGGUCACUUCCUCCGCGCGGCGGGGCGGGAUCCGGCCGAGCGGCGCGCCCCUUCCCCUCCCUCCGCUCCCGGUCCCGGUGCCGCCGGGAUGUCCGCCUCCAGCACGGCCGAGCCGGGCGCUACCGCCCGCUCCCCGUUCGCCUCGGGCCCGAGCGCGGAGCAGCAGCAGCAGGAGGAGGAAGAGGAGGGGGAAGAAGAAGAGGGGGAGGACGGCGCCGGGGGGGCGCGGCCCUGGGCUCCCCCGGAGAAACUCCUGCACGAAGCGCGGCUCAGGGCCAAGGCCAAGCGGCGGCUGCGGCGCACCUCGUCCCGGGACUCCGCCCGGGAGCCGCCGGCCGAGGAGCCGGGCGCCGAACCCGGCAGCCCCAAGGGCAGAGCGCACGACCGCAGAUCGCGCGGCGGGAAGGGCCGCGGGCUGCCCAAGAAAGGCGGCGCGGGGGGUAAAGGCGUGUGGGGGGCCCCCGGCGUGGUGUACGGCUACCAGGAGCCCGACGCCCGCGACCCCAACUACGAUGAAGUGGCGCAGGGGGACACGGUCUACGCCACCGUGGUGCCCGAACUGGAGGAGGACGAGCUGGAGCAGAACGUGCAGCCCAUGGUGCUGGAGUACUUCGAGCACGGGGACACCGGCGAGGUCGUGGAGCUGCUGCGGGGGCUGAACCUGGGCGGCCGGCGGCACGCGGUGCCCUCGCUGGCGGUGGCACUGGCGCUGGAGGGCAAAGCCAGCCACAGGGAGCUGACAUCACGGCUGCUGUCUGACCUGGUGGGCCGCGUGCUGAGCCCCGAGGACGUCGCUUGGGCCUUCGACAAGAUGCUGCGGGACCUCCCCGACCUCAUCCUCGACACCCCCGAGGCCCCUCAGAUGCUGGGGCAGUUCAUUGCCCGGGCGGUGGCCGACCACGCGCUGCCCCUGGGCUUCCUGGAGCGCUACAGAGGCCGCGUGGACUGCGAGCACGCCAGGGCCGCCCUGGACCGCGCCGCCGUCCUGCUCCGCAUCAAGCGUGACGUCAACCGGCUGGACAACGUGUGGGGUGUGGGGGGUGGGCAGCGCCCCGUCAAGCACCUGGUGAAGGAGAUGAACCUGUUAUUGCGUGAGUACCUGCUGUCCGGGGAGGUGUCGGAGGCUGAGCGCUGCCUGCGGGCGCUGGAGGUGCCGCACUUCCACCACGAGUUGGUGUACGAGGCGGUGGUGAUGGUGCUGGAGGGCUCCGGGGACGCGCCGGUGACGACGAUGGUGACGCUGCUGCAGGUGCUGUGGGAGACCGGCUUGGUGACGCUGGACCAGAUGAACCGGGGCUUCCAGCGGGUCUAUGCGGCGCUGGCUGACCUCAGCCUGGAUGCACCGCUGGCCCACGCGCGCCUGGAGCGGCUGCUGGAGCUGUGCUGUCAGCGCGGCGUGGUGACACGGGCACUGCGCGAUGCCUGUCCUGCCAGGGGCCGGAAGCGUUUCGUCAGCGAGGGCGACGGGGGCCGCGUGAAGCAGUGAGCGCCGCGCCGAGCCCCGCAGCGCCGGGCCGCACCGGGCACAAUAAAGAUCUGCCGGGAGCCCCGCUCCGCGUCCGCGCUCAGUCCUCCC
Messenger RNA from Centrocercus urophasianus (Greater sage-grouse), 1596 nucleotides. RefSeq names its product programmed cell death protein 4-like. The transcript is spliced from 11 exons. The record is from RefSeq and is a predicted model, not a curated record. Gene Ontology annotation, biological process: negative regulation of DNA-templated transcription. Gene Ontology annotation, cellular component: cytosol; nucleus. The coding region runs from base 1 to 1506 and encodes 501 amino acids. NCBI's taxonomy places the organism in Eukaryota, Metazoa, Chordata, Aves, Galliformes, Phasianidae.